This is a messenger RNA of Mytilus californianus (California mussel), 4920 nucleotides long. Its product is annotated as histone lysine demethylase PHF8-like. The transcript is spliced from 20 exons. Gene Ontology annotation, biological process: regulation of transcription by RNA polymerase II; protein demethylation. NCBI's taxonomy places the organism in Eukaryota, Metazoa, Mollusca, Bivalvia, Mytilida, Mytilidae. Bases 10 to 2700 code for a protein of 896 amino acids. Gene Ontology annotation, molecular function: transcription coregulator activity; histone demethylase activity. The record is from RefSeq and is a predicted model, not a curated record.
CUAAACAAUAUGGCCGAAACAGAGACGGUCUAUUGUUUAUGUCGAAAACCUUAUGACGAGUCUGAAUUUAUGAUAGAAUGUGAUAUUUGCAGAGACUGGUUCCAUGGAAGCUGUGUAGGUGUACAAGAACACCAGGCAUCAGAUAUAGAAAUAUACCACUGUCCAAACUGUCAACUUACACAUGGUCCUCUACUCUUGAAAAAGAGGAAAAAUUUCCACAGACAUGAUUAUUCUGAAGAUGACGUUGAGAAUAAGGCUGUUCAAACAGGAACUGUUGUAUUUAUUAAAGAAUUGAAAAACAGAACAUUUCCAAGUGGAGAUGAAAUUCCUUUAUUACGACUGCAUGGCAGUGAGCUGAUACCAGAAUUCUUUAAUAAAAAUGGUCUUGAUACUCCAAUAUUGGUAGAAAAAAAAGAUGGCAUGAGUUUAACAGUUCCACCACGUACAUUCACGAUACAAGAUGUUGAAAAUAAUGUUGGUUCCAUGAGAGAAAUUGAUGUGAUUGAUGUCUCUAAACAGGAGGACUGUAAAAUGUUAAUGAGAGAAUGGACAGAAUAUUACAACAGUCCAAACAGAGCAAAGAUAUUUAAUGUUAUUAGUUUAGAAUUCUCAAAAACAAAACUUUCAGAGUUAGUAACGCCUCCUGUGAUUGUAAGGCAGUUGAGCUGGGUGUCAAACUUAUGGCCUGACCAGUUACCAGAGGAUUGUGCAUACACACGACCAGAAGUACAGAAAUACUGUCUUAUGGGCGUGAAAGAUAGUUUUACAGACUUCCAUAUAGAUUUUGGUGGGACAUCAGUUUGGUAUCACGUGUUAUGGGGUGAAAAAGUAUUUUACAUGAUCAGACCAACAUCAUCUAAUGUUUCCUUGUAUGAGAGUUGGGUAUCAUCGUCGAACCAGAGUGAGACAUUCUUUGGUGAUCAGGUUGAUGUAUGUUAUAAAUGUGUAGUUAAACAGGGACAGACCUUUUUCAUUCCUACAGGAUGGAUUCAUGCUGUCUUUACUCCUAUAGAUUCAUUAGUUUUUGGUGGAAAUUUUCUUCAUGAUUACAACAUACCAUUACAGUUACAGGUGUAUGAUAUAGAGAAAAGAGUAGGAACACCACAAAAGUAUUUAUUCCCUAGUUUUGAAACAACAAACUGGUAUGCAGCAAAACACAUCUAUGAUUUAAUAAAAGACUAUACAGAAGAGGGAAGAAUACCUCCCGACUACCUGGUACAGGGGGGCAAGGCCCUGGGGUCACAUCUGAAGUCUUGGACACAAAGAAAAGAUUUUGUGAAAGACGCCAAACAUGACCUUCCAGAACAUGUGCAAUAUGGCCGUCUGCUGAAAGAACUGUCAAAAGAAAUCAAGUCUAUUGAGAAUACGAUAAAAAGCAGCCCUGUAAAAGUGAAAGUAAAGAAAAAGAAGAAAAACAACAUGCCAACACCUAAACAGAUGGUGAAUAUUGAUCUGUUACAUCAGCACACUCAGGAGAAAUUACAGGAGUUACAACAUGAUGAAAAGAUAGGGGUGUAUAACUUUAAAGAUGAAGAAGAUGAGAACACUCCAGCUUCUCUGAAAGUAAGAAUUCCUAAAGCAGGGGCUUAUAUGGAAAUGAAACAGGAAGUAAAAUCUGAUCCAGAUGAUCUCUCAGGGAAAUCUGUGGGUUUGAAGCUCAAGGUGUCUAAUGGGAAAAUUAUUAGUGACAUAGGUAAAAAAAAAUCUCAGGGAACUAAAAAAUUUCAGCCAUUGGUCAGUGGUGAUGCAGGUGCUGAUGAGGAUAGUGAUGUAGAUACUCUGGUUGUGGAUGAGAAUCCUAAACGUGGGAAACGGCAAUCAGCAACUUCACCAUCGUCUGCCUCAACAAUGAAACCAGGAUCUCUCAAGCUCAAAUUAUCUUUCCAUGGUAAACCAAUGCCGCCAGGCACGAUUAGUCAAGAAAGUAGUCAGGAGUCAGAAAGUACAGCAAGUCAGAGUGAAUCUGAGGGUCUUGAGGACCGAACCAACCUUCCAACAAUAAGAGGGGGACUCAAUGGUAGUAUAGCAGAUAUUCUGGAGGCUAGUGGCUAUGGUACAGAGACCACAUUUACUGUUGAUGAGGAUGUUGGAAGAGCCUCUCCAAGUAUGAGAGAAGCUAUUCAGGGAAUGCUCUCCAUGAGCCAAAUGAAUGAAAUUGAAUUGUUUUCCAAGGGAGGUAAAUCUAGACAACAUCAAAGAUCUCAACUAGUUAUUGAUGAAGAAGAAAGAUUGCAGAAUUGUUACAAAGAUGAUGAAUUCAUUUAUCCAGACCUUGAAAUGUCUGAUGAGGAAGAUGGUGUUAAAGGAAAGAAGUCAAAACAUGAUGAUAAUUGGAAUCCUAAAGCUCGUGUACAAGUAACAAUUCCUAAGGGAGAUAGGCCACACAGAGAGGGGGUACGGAAGGAGGCAGUUGAACAGAUCUUAGCAGCCGCAGCAGCAAAACCAGCUGCAAUACAGAAGCCAAAGAAGAUAAGAAAGAGAAGUAAAUCAGAAACUUUACCAGAACCCAUAUCUAUGCCAGGAACAGCCUUAUCAUCAAGUUCAGGUUCAGCCUUCCGUCCAAAUCUGUCAAAACCUCAACCUACGACACCAACCAGCCCAGAAAGUCCUACCAAACCCAAGAAACCUAAAAAAGGCCAAGCCACAGCCAAACAAAGACUUGGAAAAAUUCUGAAAAUUCACAAACUAGGAAUGUUUUAACUACCUCAAAAUGUUCUAAGGAAGUGUGUCUGUGUGUGUGUGUGUGUGUUUGUUUUUUGUAUUAAAAUUAAAACAUCUAUGCAAUUUUAAAUUUCUUUGGUGAAAUUUGAAUAUAUAUCAAUGAAGUGAAUGUUAGUUUUAAAAGAAAAAGAAGUAGAUGUCAACAUUAUCAAUUUUAAGGCAUCACAUUUAUGCAUUUUUUCAAAAUUUUUAUUGAAAGUUUCGGUGCUCUCUAUUUGCAAUUAUUUCAAGAGAUAUCAUUUUAAAAAAAAGUUUUGUUUGAAUUUGAGUGAAUCCUACUUGUUGCAAGAAAACAUAUAGAUAUUAAAGUUUCAGUUUCCCUUUAAAAAAUUCUGUUGUAUUUUUUGAAUGAUAUAAUAAUUAUGCCAUAAAUGAAAUUCUAUUUUCAUUCUAUCUUCAAAUUCCAAGGGUCAAAAGUUUAGACAUGAAUAAAAUAUUUUUUUGUUUCAAAGUUAAAAUGACGUAACUUUGUCUAACGUAAAGUUUACAGUAUUAAUGGAGAUUUUAAGUGUAUAGCCAAAAUGCUGAAACUCACAUGUUUGAUACAUGUAAUUUAUUAUAACUUAUAUCUUAAAACUAUCAACCAAUACACUAAAAUGAUUAAUAAAUUUUUAAUUUUAUUUUGUGGGGGAUUCGAGUUGCCUAUUAAUUGAUUUAUUUAAAUUGCAGUAGGUUUUGAAUGUGUUCUUUUUGCAAUGACUAUUUACUAUCAGUUAAAAAACACUAACAAAAUAAAGUUUUAAUCAGGUGACCUUAUUUGCUGUUCAACACAUGGUUGUGAACAUAAUGAAUGUCAGUAUUUUUGCAUAUCAUUUUAAUAAUAAUGAAAUUGAAAAUUUAGAUGAAUUAAACUCUACGAGGUCAAAGAUAUGUGGGCAUUCUAACUAAAUGUUCAAAAGUUCAAAAAGGUGUAGUAAAAUGGUGUCCAUAAAUAAUAUCUGCAUCGAAAAUGCAAAGGUCUUUUUGAACCCAUUUAUGCACUUGAUUUACAGAGAUUUUUAAUAUCUUAAAUGCAUUUAUUGACUUUUUAAAUUUUCGUUUCAAUUUGUUUAAAUUAUCUGUAAUUAAGAGCCCAAUAACUUGAAUAGAAAAAACAUACACUUGAUUCUUGUUUUUAUAUUUUUCCAUUUUGAAAUCAUUGCUUCUUACCCCCUAAAAAAUGGAAAGAAGUACACAUUUUAAGUGUUAAAAAAAAUUGUUGAUAGUUCUUCGUUUUUCUUGGAGGGAAUAUUAAUAUUAAAAUAAAAUUAUGAAAUACACACACACACCAUUGAUAGGCAUUGUGCUAUAAGUAUUCUCAGUAUUAAAAGAUCUCAACCAUUAUCUCAUAUCAGGUAUACAUAGUUUAACAUUUGCCAAUAUUUUUUCAGUCAAAAUAAAUAAAAGUAUUUUCAUAAUUUUAUCACUGAAUAGAUUGUUAUAUCAUGGAAAUUUUAAAACAAAGUAUAGAUUGCAAUAUUAUUUAUUUUUAUUUAUUUCACUGUUAGGACUAUUCCAUUAAUUAGAUGUUGGAAUUGGAAUUGGAAGAAAUUUUUUAUUUUUGACAUGGUUUGUAUGACAUGUGUCAUUUGUGAUAGUAUAUGUAGGUUUUCAGAGUUCUCAAAAAGUGUUGGUCUGAGGGUCCUCACCUCCAAAACUUUACUGAGGACUGACACAAUUUUGGUAUUUUGUAAUAGAAAUAAUAGCGAGAACCAGCAGAUUUUCUUCAAGGACCACCAGGUAAAAAAAUAUUUGAGAAAUCUGCGGUUUUGGGAGGAUUUUGGAAGUCCUUUUGUACCCUUCCAUAUCUGUUUUUAAGGAAUAGCCCUAAGCAGUGAGAAGUGAACAGUGCAAUAAUCUAGGGUAGCUAAAAUAAAUUUGUUUUAUUGGAUAAAAUUAAACUAUGCAGCAUAAGGCAUUAAACAAUAUUAAUAUAGAAUUAUUUCACCUAAAAUCACAAUCUGUUAAUCAAUUUAUGUGGUCGGUUAACCUUUAAUUUUAUCACAAGUUAUUUUUACAGUUGGUUGGUAUUUAAAUCAAUAUUUAACAUGUGAAACAGUUUUAUACCAGAGAUCUGUAGUUAGAUUUGCAUGGUUUAUAUUUUAGCAGAUUCGUUACAAUACUCAAAUGAUAUCAAAUAGCUAAUGAUAGAAAAAAAAAAUGAAAUUUACUACAUGCAAAAUAAUUAUAAAAUUAUGUAUGAUUUAUGGUGUUAUAUAU